This is a messenger RNA of Priapulus caudatus, 1417 nucleotides long. RefSeq lists its product as uncharacterized. Lineage: Eukaryota; Metazoa; Priapulida; Priapulimorpha; Priapulimorphida; Priapulidae. Bases 273 to 1121 code for a protein of 282 amino acids. The record is from RefSeq and is a predicted model, not a curated record. The transcript is spliced from 7 exons.
GCGAAUGUGAAAUGCAAAGAGAAUUUUGUGAUAUAAAAUUCCAUGAUGGUUGGAAUUAGCGAUAUUUUUGUAACGUCGCUGUGUUGAUUUGUGUAUGUGCUUCGCUCAGUACAGUGUCUACUCUCAAGCCAGUUGAUCACCAGGAGUGCCACUCAUGGGAUAACCUUGCUCAAGACCUAUAUAAGCAAUAUCCUGCAAACUGCAGUAGAAAUUCUCUGUGCACGGGAAUCUCCUGUAUUGGAACGUAUCAGGGCAAAGGUUUUAGAGCAGGGAUGGAGCUGUUUCCUUGUGAGCAGCCAGUUAAGCUCCUCCUCUUUGCUAACUCAGAUGCCUUCAACCUCCACAACUUCUCAAGGAAUUUUACUGACAAAGAGAGCAUUAAAAUUCAAGGCUUGUCUAUCAACUUUGGACCUCCAUUCGGCAAAGUUGAAGGUUUCAUAACCACUGACCUACAACGUAACCAGAACGUAGUGGCGUUGACUUUGACUGUACGGGGACAUGUAGUGGGUUCUCCACUUCCAAUUGGCGAGUGGCCGGAUGCUCUCACGACAGAACUGAUCAGCAACUAUGAGUUUGCGAUACCUAACUGCCCAAUACCAGUACCAGGUGCAGUCACACUACCCAACAGUGUGCAGGACAUUGAGCAGUUUGUCGAAAGUGAAAUCAAUGCACAGGAAAAGUCAUCUGGUACACAGACAUUUAAUAAUUGUACCAGAGGUUUUCUAGGCCAGUGUCGAGUGAAGGAGACUUGUGUUUUGAAGCCGGAUAGCAGGGAAGGUCUUUGCCAGUGUGAGCUCGGAUAUAAACUAGAUCGUGUUGGGCAAUGCACGCGCAAGGAAUCAGGUCAGUCUACCAUUGGUCCAACAAAUGUGGCUCCGACUGUUUCACACAACUCUUCCAGUAGUUCAACAUCUGCUCCAAAGAGUUUUGAAGAAAAAAAGACGACCAUUACGGCUGUGGUCGGUGCUGUUGGUACGUGUGCGCUCCUCGGCGUCAUCGCAGCUGUGUUCGUCGUGCUACGUCGCCGCAGGGCACAGGCCAACCAGGCCUACACGAUGGUGGCAAACUUCAGCGAUGACGAUGACGCUCAGUUGAUUGGACAGAACGAGGAGUUGGCUUAGAGCCGCACACCAGCAGUUGCGGAGGAGUACAUGGACGUUCUGCUGGCCAGGAAUGGUGCGGGUUGUAGCUGUUAACGAGUAGUUAUGGCCUAUCUGCUUAGGGGCAUGGGUGCCCUUUAUGUUCAAGAAUAAAGCUGCAUUGCUGCUUCUGGUGCAGUAAGGUGCCUUUAUUCUCAGGAGCCCAGGGCUUGUUUGACUAGUUAUACGUUACUUGCAUCGAUAUAAUCAGAAGUAGAUAAUAGGGAAGGAGUGUGACUUCAAUAAACAAGGGAAAUUCGUCAUUUACUAGCCUUAGA